Molecule: messenger RNA, 3103 nt
Organism: Hipposideros armiger (great roundleaf bat)
Lineage: Eukaryota; Metazoa; Chordata; Mammalia; Chiroptera; Hipposideridae
Gene: CHRM1
Product: cholinergic receptor muscarinic 1
Exons: 3
Coding region: 647-2029 (460 amino acids)
Biological process (GO): G protein-coupled receptor signaling pathway, coupled to cyclic nucleotide second messenger; saliva secretion; cognition
Cellular component (GO): synapse; plasma membrane; dendrite
Molecular function (GO): G protein-coupled acetylcholine receptor activity; G protein-coupled serotonin receptor activity
Source: RefSeq, a predicted model, not a curated record
AGGAGUCCAAGGAAACAGAGUGUGCCUUUGUGAGGGUGUGUGUGUGCCGCCGAGUCUGUGUGCAGUGGGUGUGGGUGUUUGUCUCCCUGUAUCCGCCUUCUCUCCCGUGCUGGACUUUUAGUCUUCCUGGGCUUGUCUUCCUCAUGUCCUACCUCCUCCCUCUCGUGGCUAGAAUUGGGGACCCUGGUGGAGUAGAGGGUCCCGCUCCAGGACCCAGUCCAGCCCCAGACGCUGCCUGAGGCUUUCCUCCAGCUCCCCUCCCUUCCUUUCCUCCCUCCCUCUCUUUCCCUUCCUCCCUCCACCCCCCAGGCUGGCGUGCCAGGGGGUGGGACAUGCCAAUCACUGGCUGUGCCUCUCCGGCUGCCAGCACAGGGUGCAGCUCCCCCUGGGAGCCAGGUGUUUGGGUCCCUGGAGACGCCGCCAGCCCCCAGGGAGGCAGUGGGGUUGAGGACCCUACAGACCCCUCUCCAGCCCCAUGGGAAUCUUGAAUCCCACCAUCCCCAUCCACCUUCAGCCUCCCAAGAUGAACUGAACCAGGCAGCUGGCCAGAUGGACAAGCCGGAUGCCAAGAUGACGACCUCCCCCUGAGGAAGCCCUGUCGUGUGACUUGAGGAAGGGGCUGCCCCCCCAGCCCCACCCGGCCGCCAUGAAUACCUCAGCCCCACCUGCUGUCAGCCCCAACAUCACCGUCCUGGCACCAGGAAAAGGUCCCUGGCAAGUGGCCUUCAUUGGGAUCACCACAGGCCUCCUGUCACUGGCCACAGUUACAGGCAACUUGCUGGUACUCAUCUCCUUCAAGGUCAACACAGAGCUCAAGACAGUCAACAACUACUUCCUGCUCAGCCUGGCCUGCGCGGACCUCAUCAUCGGCACCUUCUCCAUGAACCUCUACACCACCUACCUGCUCAUGGGCCACUGGGCUCUGGGCACACUAGCCUGUGACCUCUGGCUGGCCCUGGACUACGUAGCCAGCAACGCCUCCGUCAUGAACCUGCUGCUUAUCAGCUUUGACCGCUACUUCUCCGUGACCCGGCCCCUGAGCUACCGUGCUAAGCGCACACCCCGCCGGGCGGCCCUGAUGAUCGGCCUGGCCUGGCUGGUUUCCUUCGUCCUCUGGGCCCCAGCCAUCCUGUUCUGGCAGUACCUGGUGGGGGAGCGGACGGUGCUGGCCGGGCAGUGCUACAUCCAGUUCCUCUCACAGCCUAUCAUCACCUUUGGCACAGCCAUGGCCGCCUUCUACCUCCCUGUCACAGUCAUGUGCACACUAUACUGGCGCAUCUAUCGGGAAACAGAAAACCGGGCCAGGGAGCUGGCGGCCCUGCAGGGUUCCGAGACGCCAGGUAAGGGGGGUGGCAGCAGCAGCAGCUCAGAGCGGUCCCAGCCGGGGGCUGAGGGCUCACCGGACAGCCCUCCAGGGCGCUGCUGUCGCUGCUGCCGGGCCCCCAGGCUGCUGCAGGCCUACAGCUGGAAGGAGGAAGAGGAGGAGGAUGAAGGCUCCAUGGAGUCCCUCACAUCCUCAGAGGGUGAGGAGCCUGGCUCUGAGGUGGUGAUCAAAAUGCCCAUGGUGGACCCGGAAGCACAGGCCCCCACCAAGCAGCCCCCUCGGAGCUCCCCAAAUACAGUCAAGAGGCCGACCAGGAAGGGGCGUGAGCGAACGGGCAAGGGCCAGAAGCCCCGUGGAAAGGAGCAGCUGGCCAAGCGGAAGACCUUCUCGCUCGUCAAGGAGAAGAAGGCAGCUCGGACCCUGAGCGCCAUCCUGCUGGCCUUCAUCCUCACCUGGACCCCAUACAACAUCAUGGUGCUGGUGUCCACUUUCUGCAAGGACUGUGUUCCCGAGACCCUGUGGGAGCUGGGCUACUGGCUGUGCUACGUCAACAGCACCAUCAACCCCAUGUGCUACGCACUCUGCAACAAGGCCUUCCGGGACACCUUCCGCCUGCUGCUGCUCUGCCGCUGGGACAAGCGACGCUGGCGCAAGAUCCCCAAGCGCCCUGGCUCCGUGCACCGCACCCCUUCCCGCCAGUGCUGAUGGGCCCCUCGCCCGCAUCCCUCCACCCCAGUCCCUGGGAGAGCUGGGUAGAAGGCGAGCAGGCAGGGGCUGUGACCUCAGUCAGACCCAGGGCCCUGCUCAGUCCCCACCAGGCUUCCAGGCCUCGAGGUCACCUUCCUGGGCAACCCAGAGAGACCCUGCCAACUUUCCAAACUUGGCUAUUCCCAGGCAGGGAGAGAACCCGGGGAACUGGUUUUUCUGUUCCCUGCUGGGUGGGAAUGGGCUCUUCACCAGGAAGAAGGCCCAGGAGGAGGAUCUGGCCUUUGGAUUUCUUGUUUGCGUUUAGGCAGGAAGUCUGUCCCGAGCCAGCAGGGCGGGCCAGGAGAAAGAAGGUUUACCAUUACAGUCAUCCUCGGUCCAGUGGCUGGUCUGGAUUGGCAGCAGGAGAUGGCACCCCCUGGGGCCACAGCAGGGAACUGAAACAAACCACUGAGAGAAGAGCUUGGCUCAAAGGAAACAGCCCCUGGCUGGGAAUCCCCUCCCUCUGCAGGAACAGCCCACUCUCCUGGGUCCUAGACACACGCUCCAGGAUUCUCCAGCCUCCCUACCAAUGUCUCCAGAGCAUCCCUUUGUGGGUCACUCCCAAGGCAAACGUCCAAGCAUCAGCAGAACAAUGACACCAGAGGGGACCAGCUUGGCUAGUCAUACAUCAAGUCCCAAGGCAGCAGCAGGACCGGGCACCAGGUGUCCUGUCUGUCCCACUCUGUCAUUUCCCUGGGAGUGAGGGGCAGGGGAACCUGCUAUCCAGCCUCACACCUGUAACUCCUGCUCCAGAGAAGUCCCCUGUCCCUCCCUUCCUGGUUCACAGCCAUCACCCGGAUACACCUGCUCCAUGCGGAUCUCUCCAGGCCUCCCGCAUGCUGCCUGCCUCUGGCCGCCCCGCACAGGCCUGGCCCAGCCAACAGGCCCUCUCCUGUGAACUCCCCAGUCACACCAUGCAUGGCCUCCCAGCUACCCUCAUCUCCAGGCCCAGCCUGGCCCCAAAUAUUCUUUCCUUCCAUCCUCAGCAAGCCCUGAGUCUGUAAAUAAAGCCACAUAACCAGCGGGUGCUAA